This is a messenger RNA of Sitophilus oryzae (rice weevil), 336 nucleotides long. RefSeq lists its product as uncharacterized. Lineage: Eukaryota; Metazoa; Arthropoda; Insecta; Coleoptera; Curculionidae. Bases 1 to 336 code for a protein of 111 amino acids. The record is from RefSeq and is a predicted model, not a curated record. The transcript has a single exon.
AUGGACUUUUGGAGGCGCGCGGCCGGAAAAUCGAAACUGGAUAGAGUUAGAAAUGAAAGAAUUCAGAACAUCAUGGGCGUUAAACACCGAAUAUCAGAAGACAUCAAAAUUAACAAACUCAGGUGGUACGCGCACGUACAAAGAAUGGAAGAGAACAGAAUCCCGAAAAAAAUACUCAAUUGGACACCACAAGGCAAACGCAAGACAGGGAGACCUAGACGGAAUUGGAGAGAAGGAAUAGACGGGGACAUCACAACAAGAGGAAUAGACGAAAACCUCUGGACAGACAGAGACCAAUGGAGACUGGAAAUCAGAAGACGUCGAAGAACGUUAUAA